Hermetia illucens (black soldier fly) is the source of this 543-nucleotide messenger RNA. Its product is annotated as general odorant-binding protein 99b-like. The coding region runs from base 122 to 514 and encodes 130 amino acids. The record is from RefSeq and is a predicted model, not a curated record. Gene Ontology annotation, molecular function: odorant binding. NCBI's taxonomy places the organism in Eukaryota, Metazoa, Arthropoda, Insecta, Diptera, Stratiomyidae. Gene Ontology annotation, biological process: sensory perception of smell. The transcript has 2 exons.
UACGUCACUCUCCCCUCCAUUUUAAUUUAAAUUCAUCUAUAAAUACUCUCUAUUUACCUCCAAAAAUCGUCAGUUGUUAGUCGUACUCCUGGAGCGCCACGUACUCAUCCAAACCUAGAAAAUGAAACUCCUCAUCGUUCUCUGUGCAGUCAUUGCCAUGGCUUGCGCCGUUUCUAAGGAGGAAUUCCUAAAGAUCCGCGAAGAGUGCUUAAAGUCCGAAAAUGUCCCGCAAGCAGUCAUUGAGAAGUUGAAGAAUCGCGAAUAUGGAGGAGAUUUGGGCCACGAAGCCAAAUGCUACAUUCGCUGUCUAGGACUCAAAACUGGUAAUUGGGAUGAUGCCAAGGGCUAUGAUGUAGACAAAGUUUUCGCUGAUUUUAAUGGUGCUGGAUUGGAAGUGACCAAGGAGAACUUGCAGAAAUGUUUCAAAUCGAGUGGUGAUGAUGAUAAAUGCGUAUGGGCUUCCAAGGAUUUGAAAUGUUUGUGGACAAACAAAUACGUUAGCAGGAAACAAUAAAUUAAUUGACCAGAUUAUUUGACUAAGAA